Molecule: messenger RNA, 4779 nt
Organism: Myxocyprinus asiaticus (Chinese sucker)
Lineage: Eukaryota; Metazoa; Chordata; Actinopteri; Cypriniformes; Catostomidae
Product: follicle-stimulating hormone receptor-like
Exons: 10
Coding region: 352-2364 (670 amino acids)
Biological process (GO): male gonad development; follicle-stimulating hormone signaling pathway
Cellular component (GO): membrane
Molecular function (GO): thyroid-stimulating hormone receptor activity; protein binding; follicle-stimulating hormone receptor activity
Source: RefSeq, a predicted model, not a curated record
AGAGAAAUAAGCAUCUGAGGGGAGGAAUGAACAAAAUAUUUGUUUGUUAUCAGUGGACCUCUUUCUCAAGGUCUCCCUUGGCUCUGCAGAACUUCUGACACAACACGCCUCUUAGGAAGAGGUUCAGCCUCCCAGCUGCUUCACAAGAACACACCAGUGCAAUCAGAAGACACUAUACAAACAGACCUGAGCAAAGUCAACGGCAUCCCUUACCUGAGUAUUACCGGAGCCCAGGAGCACUGUUUUGGAAUGCCAAACUAGUAGGCAUCUAAAUUCACAAACACUUCUAAAACAACUUCCACCUAAGAGGAGAAACUAGAAGUCUGGUCAUCUGUUUUAUUAAAAGAGAAGAUGAUACAGAGGAUGGUCUCAUUGAUGAUGCUGUGCUGUUGCCUUGGUUGGUCCAUGCCACACACAGAUGGCAUGUAUGCUGGAUCUCAUUUCUGCUCAUUCAAUGGUACCACUCGCUUUUUCUUGUGUCUGGGCAACAAGAUUCAUGAGAUGCCAAGAAAUAUUCCAACAAAUACCACAUUUGUGGAGAUCAAACUGACUCAGAUCGGUGUGUUGCGACGAGCAGCCCUCUCUGAACUACAUGAGCUGAAGAGAAUAGUGGUGUCGGAGAAUGGUGCCCUUGAGGGAAUUGAAGCCUUUGCCUUCUCCAACCUGACGGAGCUACAGGAAAUAACUAUUACAAAAUCGAAAAAUCUUGUCAUUCACAAGGAUGCCUUCUGGAGACUUCCAAAACUGCGGUAUCUGUCUAUAUCCAACACUGGUCUUAAAAUCUUACCAGAUUUCUCCAAGAUCAACUCUGCUGUUCUUGAAUUUCUGCUCGAUCUACAAGAUAACAUGCACAUAGAGAGGAUUCCUAGUAAUGCUUUCCUCGGAUUGACCAGUGCCACCAUAACUGAGCUGAGAUUGACAAAGAAUGGUAUACGUGAGUUAGACAGCUAUGCAUUCAAUGGCACCAAAAUUGAAAAACUCUUUCUCAUGGGAAACCAGCAGCUGAGUCGGGUCCACAGUCACGCCUUUAUAGGAGCCGAAGGCCCCAUCGUUCUGGAUAUCUCACGUACUGCAGUCCACACCCUGCCGGAAAGCAUGCUGAGGACACUCAAGCUCCUGACGGCCAUCUCUGUCUACUCUCUCAGGAGGCUUCCUAGCCUGGAGCUGUUUACUGACCUCACGCAGGCCAACCUGACCUACCCCAGCCACUGCUGUGCCUUCAAAAACUUCAAGAAGUACAAGUCUGUAAAGAAUCAAAUGUGUAACGAUCCUGGUGCCCUCCACCUGGAGCCAUAUUUUUUCGAAGACUACUGUAAAGAUGUGAUUGAAGUGACGUGCUUCCCCAAACCAGACGCAUUCAACCCCUGUGAGGAUAUCAUGGGCUUUACUUUCCUACGAGUUCUUAUUUGGUUUAUCAGUGUGCUGGCCAUCGUGGGCAAUUGCGCUGUUCUCCUGGUGCUCCUCACCAGCCACUACAAACGGACUGUUCCUAGGUUUCUAAUGUGCCAUCUGGCUUUCGCAGACCUUUGCAUGGGUGUUUACCUGUUGAUUAUCGCCAUCAAGGACAUCCAAACCCAGUCGGACUACUACAAUUAUGGUAUCGAUUGGCAGACAGGAGCAGGGUGCCAUGUGGCAGGCUUCUUCACUGUAUUCUCCAGCGAACUAUCCGUCUACACUCUGACUGCCAUCACACUUGAGCGCUGGUACACCAUCACUUAUGCCAUGGAGCUGGAACGCCAGCUCCGUCUGCAUCAUGCCUGCACAGUUAUGGCUGCAGGCUGGCUUUUUGCCCUGCUCACUGCUCUAAUGCCCAUAUUGGGAGUGAGUAGCUACAGCAAGACCAGCAUCUGCCUGCCAAUGGAUGUGGAAACUGUGCUCUCACAGUGUUACGUGGUGCUGUUGCUCCUCCUCAAUGUAGCUGCUUUUCUGGUUGUUUGCGUCUGUUACCUGCGCAUCUACCUGACCGUCCGCAAUCCUGCCUUUGUUCCUGCCAAUGCGGACAUGCGCAUAGCCAAACGUAUGGCAGUGCUUAUAUUUACGGACUUUCUGUGCAUGGCGCCCAUCUCUUUCUUUGCCAUUUCUGCAGCCUUAAAACUACCACUUAUCACCGUCUCUCAUGCCAAAUUCUUGCUGGUGUUCUUUUACCCCAUAAAUUCCUGCUCGAACCCUUUUCUCUAUGCGUUCUUCACCAGGACCUUCAAAAGGGAUUUCUUCAUUCUGACUAGCCGAUUUGGCUGCUUUAAAACCCGUGCCCAAAUUUACCGCACAGAGAUCUCUUCAUGGCAAAAUGGAGCCAUGGUGCCUUCACCUAAGACUAGUGAUGGAACACUGUACUCCCUGGUGCACAUGGCCCAAGUGCACUGAUCCAUAAUCCAGGUGUGACCAGCUGAGGUUUUAUGCUGCUUGUCCCAGCAGGCAAAAUGAGGAAAAAUAAGGAAUAGAAUGGAAUCCUGCUGUGGACACAGAUUGCUGAUAUGAAAUUCUGGAAGGUUUUUACAGCGUGAAAUAAGGUAAUGUUAGGCAUCUCGUUCCAAUGGAAAUUAUAUUGCGAACAAGUGCUUGUCCUCUCCUAAAAGAUUCAGAUCUCAUUAGAAGUACUACUUACACCAUUCACAAGAUGCUGCUUGAUUGACAUUUGACAUGUCCUGCAUGAAUUAGUGUACGAAAUUAAGAAUUGGUAGUAUGUAUAAUGUAGAUCUCCUAAUCUUUCAAUUAUCAUGUAGCACUACAUAUUAUAUAAGAUGCCUUCUAUAGUGUUAUUGUCUCUCUCCAGUAACUGUACAAAAGUGUUUUGUCCAAUUUAAACAGUUCAUCUAAAAUGUUUUCAUAAUUUUCUCACCCUCAUGUUGUUCCAAACCUGCAUGACUUUCUUUUUUCCAUAGAACACAAAAGGAGUUGUUAAACAGAAUGUUAGGGAAUGAUGGCAUCAGUCACCAUUCACUUUCAUUGCAUCUUUUUUCCAUACAACGAAAGUGAAUGGUCACCGAGUCUGAACAACAUUAUGCCUAAUAUCUCUUUUCUGUUCCAUACAGAAAAGAAAGUAAUAGAUCAUCAUGAGGGUUACUAAAUGAGAGUAAAUUGUCACUUUUGGGUGAACUAUCCCUUUAAGGCUUGUAACAAAGCAGUCCACUGCACUGUAACUGAUCGCUUAAUGCAGUAUCUGGUUGCAGAGGGACAACCCACUGAAUAAGGCAUUCAUAUAUGAUUUUUAAUGUGCUUAACCAUGAGUGUGUUUGUAGAUGUGUUUAUUUUUUAACUUGGUAAUCAUAUAAUUAAAAUCAGAUUACAAUAUCAAAACCGCCAAGUCUGAUGAAACGGUUUUAAAAAGGGAGGGGAUUGUCUAUUGCAUUAAGUUCUCAUGCGUCUUUAAACUGAGAAGACAUUUAUAGCCCUUGCCGUCACCCCCUUAUCGCAAAUAUUCCAGUCCUUUAGCAGAGGAAUGGUCUGUUCAAGGUCACAAUAACCUCGCUGGCCAACCACAGUAUGAGAGAGGUCAAUAGAACAUGCAAGAGAGAGUUAACCGGAAUGGAAUUAUGGUUCAUCUGAUGGAUCACAGUUUCUUCCAUUUCUACAGUUUUCUUUAGAAUCCUACAGUAUAUCUUGCUCAUAUAAAUUCACAUACCCCAUGCAGAAUUUGCAAGAAGCUUGUUUUGUACUGCCCAAACGAAGCUAUUUGACAUAAAUAUUUACAUAUACGGCACAAAACAAAAUAAUAACUGGAAUAAAACAAAUUAUCCUGUUCAAAAGUUUACAUACACUUAGCUCUUAAUAUCAUGCGUUGCUUCCUCGAGCAUCAAUGACUGUUUGUGAUAGUUGUGCAUGAAUCCUUUGUUUGUCUUGUGGAAUAUAUUUGUAUAUCUAGUAUGUAGCUUCUUCAGAACAGUACUAAAUAAAAAAAAAGACAAUGUUUAUCUUCUUUUUUUUUUUUUUAACGUCUUAUAGAUUCUGCAAGGGGUAUGUAAACUUAUGAGCACGACUUUGAAGCACAACUCUGUUCACAACUAUUCAAGCCUGUUCUCUUCAUUCUGUUCUUAUCUUUGCACCUGCCAUAAUGUUUAAGCACUGAGACAGAGAGCUGUUGUUCUGCUGAAGUUUUUUAGGCAGUGAUGUUUGCCUCAAUGUUUGAGGGAAAGGGUGGGAGUGGUCUUGUGUGUGACAGUUGCAGCAGCUGUUCUACACGGCACCCUGAACUCAAACCUUACAUGGGCUGAGGAAGACCAAAAAGAAGAGGAAUCUGCUAUGAAGAUAUGGCUCAUGUAUCAAGGCCAGGAGUUCAAUGCUGCAAGUCAAGGGAACAGUGGACAGCGAGAAAGCCACACACAGAGAAGGCAGAGGGCAGGAGAGUUGCACUCAUUGUAACGUGUGGAACAUUUAUGUUAAUUUCCUCACUUUAAGGAGAUAAUCAUUACUUAAAAAAAAAACAAAUGCAUGCCUGUGUUCAACCAUACUUCGCUCCCAUCUACAAAAAGUACCAUCCUUUUAUUAUAGUGGAUUUAUUACACUUUCACAUUCUUCUUUUGUUUUUGGCGAUUCACAUUUUUUGUGCAUAUCACCACCUUCUGGACAUGGUGAAGAAUUUAUAGUAAAAAAAGGACCUAAAAAUAUAUCUGUUUCUCACACACACUUAUCAUAUCACUUCUAAACAUAUGCAUUGAACCACUGGAGUUUUAUGGAUUACUUUUAUGCUGCCUUUAUGUGCUUUUGGAGCUUCAAAAUAACCCAUUCACUUCCACUGUAUGGACCUACAGAGCUGAAAUAUUCUUCUAAAUAUUUUUUUGU